GUUUACGCGCUUUGCAUGGCUCACAGUGCAACACGUGCAGCGUGUGUUAUAUAUUGGUCAAAAAAUAAUUAAUUCUCUUCCCCUCUGCUUAGCAGUUAACUUCGAUGGAGAACUCGUUGAAUAGUCGAUUCUGCCGUUGGAAUAUAUACUUGUGCCAAGUUAUGUUUUAACGUCUUUAUAUACAAAGUUCAUUAUAAUAUAAUUUACACUUUUAACAUUUUAUAUCCAAAUGUAUACGUAUAAAUAAUAAAUAAUAUAUAUACAAAAAAAAAAUAAAAAGAAAAAAAAAGUAAUAGCGUUACAAAAAACUAUGACAUAGGAUAUGUUUAUCUGUAAAGAAAAUAAUAUUUUAUAUUGUGACGUCAGCGCAAUGAACGAAGUAGUAAAACGACGUGGGGAAUGGAAAACCUAUGGCCUUCACAAAUUCCCUGCAUAGAUAUGCAAGAAACGAGAAGAAAGUUGAAAUAUAUCAAGUCAUGAGUUAUAAGAGCGGAUCUAAGAGAAGGAUAAGCUGACGAUCGAGUGCGAUAAUGACGUCGGAGCCACUGUCGGCGGGUGGCAGUCCGGCGUUGCUACAUCGUUCUCUCCUCACCCCGCAUUUUGUCUUGCGCUCGACGACUUUAGAACCAGACUCCAAGACUCGCGACGGAAAGCCUUCCGGCGUCACCUCCUACUACGCGACUUCGUCCGUAAGAUUUCAAACUCUCGACAUGGUGGACAAGUCAAUCAGGGACGUCAGUGAAAACCUCGACGACGAAGCUGCUGCAGGCAGAGGGAAAGGCGAGGGAGCUGGAGGAGGACGCCUGACUGCGCCGAGAAUGUCAUUAUUGGGCCGACCGAUAAAUUACAGGGCGACACGCAGAGACGCCCGAUACCGUAGAAUCCAGACCAACUUCUAUAAUUUUCUUGAGCGGCCUCGGGGCAUUUAUGCCAUCACUUACCACAUGAUCGUAUUUUGCAUGGUCUUCAUGUGCUUAGUGCUUUCGGUCUUCAGCACUAUUGACGAGUACGAAAAAGAAGCAGGUUUACUACUUUACUACAUGGAGCUUGUUGUCUUAAUAUGGUUUAGUGGAGAGUUUUGCUUUAGGCUUUGGUCAUCAGGAUGUCGUUCACGUUAUCAAACGGCGAUGGGCCGGUUAAAAUUUCUUCGUCGGCCAUUUUGUAUAAUCGAUAUGAUAACUAUUAUGGCCAGUAUUGUAGUACUAGCAAUGAGAAGCAGCGGUCAAGUAUUUGCCGCAAGUGCUCUUCGUGGUCUUCGAUUUUUUCAGAUAUUGAGAAUGGUUCGUAUGGACCGUCGUGGAGGAACAUGGAAACUAUUAGGCAGUGUUGUUUAUGCUCAUCGUCAAGAACUUUUUACAACUCUAUAUAUCGGCUUCCUUGGAUUAAUAUUCGCAAGUUUCCUAGUUUACUUAGCUGAGCGUGAUGAUGAGCACUUCAAUAACUACGCAAAGGCACUCUGGUGGGGAGUGAUUACUUUAUGCACUGUUGGCUACGGAGAUGCUGUGCCAAAAACUUGGCAGGGAAAAAUUAUUGCAUCUUUUUGUGCACUCUUGGGAAUAUCGUUUUUUGCUUUACCUGCUGGUAUUCUUGGCUCCGGCUUUGCUCUUAAAGUACAACAGCAACAGCGUCAGAAGCACAUGAUCAGAAGACGUCAACCGGCAGCUACUCUUAUUCAAGCUCUUUGGAGAUGUUACGCGGCUGAUGAACACAGUGUAAGUGUAGCCACUUGGAAAAUUCAUCAGGUGAUAUUACCGUCUAGUCCACCUAGUCGCUUAUCUUCCAGUUUCAAACACAAUGCAUCAUUUGUCAGUCGACUACCAACGAUUCGUCGUCAUAAAAGUACAUCACUCCAUAGUCCAAGUACUCAUAAGUUAGCUCAUCAUAACUAUCAACGUAAUACAAACUCGCGCACAUUUACUGAUCUCAUAGUAUCUACUGAAAAUUUGGGUCCGUUAAUGUUGAUAGGAUUAAAUAACAACCACGGAAUUAUAUGUAAUGAUGGCAACGAAACCAUGUCCGGAAAAAACCUUAAUGCAAGUUAUUCAGAAGACUCGGUAGCUGAAACAGCACUAUCGAAAAAAAAUUCAGAUGAUGAAGAAGAUGAGCCACGAUGUGUCCAUUUGACCAAACAACACAAGACAGCAAUUCGAGCAAUUCGAAAGAUAAAAUUCUUGGUGGCGAGACGAAAAUUCAAAGAGGCUCUGAAGCCAUAUGAUGUUAAAGAUGUGAUUGAGCAGUACAGUGCAGGCCACGUCGACCUCAUCAGCCGCGUUAAAAAUAUUCAAAAUAGAUUAGAUCAAAUUCUUGGGAGACAGGGUUCAAAAGCAAGAGAUGUAUAUGUAUCUAAAAUCAGCCUGGCAUCCAGGGUCGUAAAAGUAGAAAGACAGGUAGAUGACAUCGAAACAAAAUUGGACCAACUAAUAGAAUUAUAUGUGGAGGAUCGUAAACGUCUUUUAUCGCUUCCAUUGCCAACAGUGGAAACUCGUCAUGUGCCUCAUUCACCGUUGGCUCCAACAGAUGAAACUGGUGUCACAACAACAGUUCUUAAGCCAAUUUUAGUUGACAAACAGUUGUCGGAACCAAGUUCUCCAACAUCUAAAACAAUACGAAUUGGAAAACAACAGAAACCUCGACAAAUACACCGAGGUUAUUCAGAUCUUGGAAGCAGAGUCAAGAAGCGCGUUACCCUUAGCUCAAUACCGCCAAAUUUGAUGCACUUGGAUGAAGCAACGACAACAAGAUCAUCAAGUGUAUACUCUACAAAAGAUGUAUUACCACAUUCAAGAGAAGAUGGUGUUAUUAUUAUUGUGCCUACACUUCCAGACAGAACCGAAUCAUUGUCUUCAACAAAUCAGACAUCACCAGUAAAUGGUGAUUUUGUAACUGUUGAAUGCGAUCCAGACAGAGGGUCUGAAUAUAAUACUGAAAACGAAACUGAAGAUACUGGUGAGGAAGCUGCGCUUCUCGGUUCUUCUGAAUCACCAUCGACCAAUUCGCCAGGCUCUAUUAAUCCUGGGGGUAAUAAUAAUAUUGAUCAAAUGAAACAAUAAAUCACAAACCAACGAGAUUAGGUCAUUUUAAAGAUUUAUCACCAAUGGUAGUUUAAUUUAAUUAUAAUAAAAUAGGGUCUACUAAAUUAUAUACUUUUCUAGACCAUUUUAGACCAGCUGUAAUGUGUGGGUACAAUUCCAAAUAGCUUCCCCUCGCAAUGCAAUAUUAUCUCGUAGGGAUAAGCGCCCAAUAAUAUUGUAAUAGAGUCUGUGAAUGAUGGAAUUUAUUCACAGUGACAAUAUUAAUAUGUAAAUUUAAUUUAACAAAAAAAAAACGGCCUCUUAUAUAUUUGCUAUAACUUAAUCACUUUUUGUUUUUCAUUAUCCCGUAUUCAAAUAAUUAUAAAAAAUUAUAAACUCAAAGAAAUGGCGCAAAAAUAUUUAUAAUAACUAGUGAGAGUAUUUAUUAUACUUUGCAGGUAUCUCUUUUGAG
Messenger RNA from Microplitis demolitor, 3483 nucleotides. It is a transcript of the gene KCNQ, whose product is annotated as potassium voltage-gated channel subfamily KQT member 1. Gene Ontology annotation, biological process: potassium ion transport; transmembrane transport. The record is from RefSeq and is a predicted model, not a curated record. Gene Ontology annotation, molecular function: voltage-gated potassium channel activity. The transcript has 18 exons. Gene Ontology annotation, cellular component: membrane. Lineage: Eukaryota; Metazoa; Arthropoda; Insecta; Hymenoptera; Braconidae. Bases 531 to 3050 code for a protein of 839 amino acids.